Molecule: messenger RNA, 2396 nt
Organism: Hippocampus comes (tiger tail seahorse)
Lineage: Eukaryota; Metazoa; Chordata; Actinopteri; Syngnathiformes; Syngnathidae
Product: probable carboxypeptidase X1
Exons: 15
Coding region: 83-2332 (749 amino acids)
Biological process (GO): proteolysis
Molecular function (GO): metallocarboxypeptidase activity; zinc ion binding
Source: RefSeq, a predicted model, not a curated record
GUUUGCUUCUGCAAACUUGACAGCGAGUGAGCAGUGCAGCAACUUCUUUAAAAAAAAAAAAAAAAGAAGAAGAAAAAUCAUCAUGCCAGCUUUGAGUCUGCACCUGACUCUGCUUUUGUUCCUUGUUUGCAUUUGCCCGGUGCUCAUCUCCUGCAGCAGGACCGCCGCCGCAUUAACCAGCACCGCACGGCCCGAAGGAAACUCCACCGAGUCGGGCUCCUUUCCAGCAGCGCCCGCCGACCGCAACCGGGCUCUGAAGUCCACCAGUCGAAAAGCUACGAGUAAGGAGCCAGAAACUCCACGACACUUAGAGAGGAAGCCCAUCAGGAGCGGGAAGAUAGCAAAGAAGCCCAAAAUUGUCCUCAAGAAACCUAAAGUUGCCUCCAAAAGGCCAAAAGUUGUUCAGAAAUCCAAGGCCAGCCCGCCGGUUGCCAAGGACACAGCGACACAAUGUCCUCCACUGGGUCUGGAGUCCCUCAAGGUGAAAGACACCCAGCUGAGGGCGUCGUCCUACAAGCGGCGGGGCUUGGGCCCCCACCGCGGGCGACUCAACAUUCAGUCGGGCAUCGAGGAUGGCGACAUCUAUGACGGAGCCUGGUGCGCCCACGAGCGCGACACAAAGCAGUGGCUAGAGGUGGACGCCCUAAGACUGACACGCUUCACCGGUGUCAUCCUGCAGGGGCGCAAUUCCAUCUGGAGUUGGGACGUGGUUUACACGUAUAAGGUGCAGUUCAGUAACGACUCCCAGCUGUGGACAGCAUGCAUGAACGGGACUCAGGAGGCCGUUUUCCAAGGCAACCGUGACGCGGAGACGCCGGUGCUGGCCGUCUUCAACACGUCCACGGUGGCGCGAUACAUCCGGAUCAAUCCUCAGACGUGGUACCAGAACGGGACGCAGGGAAACAUUUGCCUCAGGGCUGAGGUGCUGGGCUGCACGUUGCCAGAUCCCAACAUGGCGUACCCGUGGCAGACGCAAGUCACCAGGGACACACUGGACUUCAGGCACCACAACUACAAUGAGAUGAGGAAGUUGAUGAAGGCGGUGAAUGAGGCUUGCCCCAACAUCACCCGUGUGUACAGCAUCGGGAAGAGCUACAAUGGGCUUCAGCUGCUCGUCAUGGAGAUCUCAGACAAUCCGGGAACACACGAACUGGGGGAACCGGAGUUCCGCUACGUAGCAGGGAUGCACGGGAACGAGGUCUUGGGUCGUGAGCUCCUUCUCAACCUGAUGCAGUUCAUGUGUCGCGAGUACAAGCUCGGAAACCAGCGUGUCGUCCGCUUGGUCGAAGACACUCGCAUCCACCUGCUGCCCUCCAUGAACCCUGACGGAUACGAGAUGGCCUUCAAAAAGGGCUCGGAAUUGUCCGGGUGGACUCUGGGCCGGUACAGCUAUGAAGGCAUCGACAUGAACCACAACUUUGCCGACCUCAACUCAGUCAUGUGGAACGCCUUCGAACUGGAGACCAACCGCUCCAAACUCAUCAACCAUUACUUCCCAAUCCCUGAGCAGUACAACUCGAAGGAUGCCUUUGUGGCAUCCGAGACCAGAGCCGUCAUCAGCUGGAUGCAAAAAAUCCCGUUUGUGCUCGGCGCCAACCUUCACGGUGGAGAGCUGGUGGUCACGUAUCCGUUUGACAUGACCCGCGACUGGGCGCCUCAAGAGCACACGCCCACCCCGGACGAGAGCUUCUUCCGGUGGCUGGCAGUCGCCUAUGCCAGCACCAAUCAGGUGAUGUCCAACCCCGACCGGCGGCCUUGCCACAAUAAGGACUUCAUCCGCUACAACAACAUCAUCAACGGUGCUGCGUGGCACAACGUACCUGGAAGCAUGAACGACUUCAGCUACCUGCACACGAACUGCUUCGAGGUGACGGUGGAGUUGUCCUGCGACAAGUUCCCGCACGCCAGCGAGCUUCCCAUCGAGUGGGAGAACAACCGAGAGUCUCUGCUGGUCUACGUCGAGCAGGUGCACAGGGGCAUCAAAGGCGUUGUCCGGGACAAAGAUACGGAGGCGGGAAUCUGUAACGCCAUCAUUCAAGUCGAAGACAUUGACCAUCACAUCCGAUCAGCCGCCAGUGGCGACUACUGGCGCCUGCUGAACCCCGGCGAGUACCGCGUGACGGCCAGCGCCGCCGGCUACCUGCCGUCCUCACGCACCUGCCAGGUCAUGUACGACUACUUCCCCACUGUCUGCGAUUUCCACCUGGUGAAGGAGCCCCGGCUGAGGCUCAAGGAAACAAAGCUUGAAAAAGGCGGCCAGCUCACAAGAGAACUGCGCCUGCGCCGACUGCGCAAGCUGAAGGUGGCCGGCAGACGUGCCAAAACUAUGUGAGGGUGACCACUUCAUUAACUCUGGAUAAAAAAAUUGUUGCUGGAAAUAAAUCUUUCUUACAUAA